CCAACGCUUGGACGCACCUUCGCCAUUCACUCGCUCACCCGCGCGUGAGACAAACUUCACAAGGAGUGCUCUCUUUUGUUUGCUUCUGGCCGCUGUCGGCCUCUUCCUUCUCGGCUACGGAAUAAAGAGGCCGCUCUUAUUCCCUGCGCUCCGCGACAAGCGAACCUCCCACCUCGCGUCAUAAUUAGCGCUGUGCGAGGAAAAAGAAGCGAGAAGCGGACAAAAAGGCUUCGCUUUUGUCGCUAUGGCGUUGGCUCUUGCGUCCAAGGUCCGUCCUUCCUUCCUUCCCCUACCCUCCUUUUAACUGUGUACCUGCUUUGGCUUCUGAGGUGGGAAGUGGGAACUUGUGUGGCUCCGGAGGCGGGAGGGAGACUCGUUGCGCUUCUUAUCGGAUCGGCUGUGGAGAUAAACGUGUUUCUAGCAUCCAAGGCCUCUUGCUGUCUGGAUCCCCCGCGGGAGGUUUGAUGGCGAAAGGAAAGGAGACUCCUUUAUAAACUUAUGGUGCCUUUGAUGGGCAACGUGGCCCAGGACGAUGGGUCGUCGUCGGUGACUUCAUCGCCGCUCAAGAGCUUCUCGCUGAUGUCUCUUUCGCCGCCGGCGCUGUUGCCGUGGCCGCCGGCGCUGCGGGAGCUCAAGUCCGACGAGCGCGGACUAUGCCUCAUCCACCUUCUCCUCAACUGCGCCAACCACGUCGCCGCGGGCAGCCUCGACCGCGCCAACGCCUUCCUGGAGCAGAUCGCGCUGCUCGCCGUCCCCGAUGGCGACGCCAUGCAGCGCAUCGCCUCCCACUUCACGGAGGCGCUGGCGCGCCGCGCCAUCCGCAUGUGGCCGGGGCUCUACCACGCCCUCGACUCCGCCCGCGCGGUGGUCCUGCCCCUCGCGGAAGCCGCCGUCGCCCGACGCCACUUCCUCGACCUCUGCCCCUUCCUCCGCCUCUCCUUCGUCGUCGCCAAUCAGGCGAUCAUGGAGGCGAUGGAGGGCGAGAAGGUUGUCCACAUCGUCGACCUCAAUGCCUCCGACCCGACCCCGUGGCUCGCGCUCCUCCAGGGGCUGAGGGCGCGGCCAGAGGGGCCACCUCACCUCAAGCUCACCGCCGUCCACGAGCAUCGGGAGCUUCUCAACCACACCGCCAUCCGCCUCUCCGAGGAGGCCGAGCGGCUCGAUAUUCCUUUCCAAUUCAACCCCGUGGUGAGCAAAUUGGACAACCUCGACGUCGAGAGCCUCCGCAUUAAAACAGGGGAGGCGCUGGCCAUCACCGCCGUCCUCCAGCUCCACACCCUGCUCGCCACCAACGACCCGGCCGACGUCCGGAAGGCGGCCCAACGAGCCCCACCGGCCGGAAUCACCCAACAGCUAUCCCUAGGCGAUUACCUCGACAAGGACCACGGGGCGAACGGGCACAGCCCAAGCGCGGACUCGGUACUAUCCUCGCCAUUCGCCUCGACGUCGCCGGCGCGUAUCGAUAGCUUCCUGGCGGCGCUGUGGGGGCUGUCGCCGAAGCUGAUGGUGGUGAUGGAGCAGGAGUCGAACCACAACAGCGCGGCGCUGACGGAACGGUUCGUGGAGGCGCUAUUCUACUACGCGGCGCUGUUCGACUGCCUCGACUCGACUGUCCCCCGGCAGUCCGUGGAGCGGCUGCGGCUGGAGAAGAUGCUGCUGGGGGAGGAGAUCAAGAACAUCAUCGCGUGCGAGGGGUGGGAGAGGAAGGAGCGGCACGAGAAGCUGGAGCAGUGGGCGCGGCGCCUCAACGCCGCGGGCUUCGCCUCGGUGCCGCUCGGUUACUACGCGCUCCUGCAGGCCCGCCGCCUGCUGCAGGGCUUCGGGUGCGACGGCUACAAGGUACGGGAGGAGGGCGGCGGCCGCCUCAUGAUGUGCUGGCAGGACCGGCCGCUCUUCUCGGUGUCGGCAUGGCGAUGCUAGCGGUGCGAUUGACUCAAAUUUGUCAUCUUCUUUUUCCGUUUUCAUUUGUGUUUUUUUUGCAUGUAGAUAAUCUUUUUGGCCCUGCGAAAUCCACAAACUAUUUGGAACAAGAAUGCCUUUUGUUUUUCCCUCCA
Molecule: messenger RNA, 2054 nt
Organism: Zingiber officinale
Lineage: Eukaryota; Viridiplantae; Streptophyta; Magnoliopsida; Zingiberales; Zingiberaceae
Product: scarecrow-like protein 3
Exons: 2
Coding region: 499-1920 (473 amino acids)
Biological process (GO): regulation of DNA-templated transcription
Cellular component (GO): nucleus
Molecular function (GO): DNA-binding transcription factor activity; sequence-specific DNA binding
Source: RefSeq, a predicted model, not a curated record